Molecule: messenger RNA, 2028 nt
Organism: Cylindrotheca closterium
Lineage: Eukaryota; Bacillariophyta; Bacillariophyceae; Bacillariales; Bacillariaceae
Source: the annotation of a GenBank genome assembly
AUGUCUGCUGCCACAGAAAAAGCCCCUGCACAAGCUCCUUCGGAUGCCCCUGCCCCAGCCCCUCAAAUGGCUGGAGGUGAAGGCCCAGCUGCUUUCCACUCUGCGUCCCUUUACGUUGGUGACAUUGCUCCCGAUGUCAAUGAAGGACUUUUGUUCGAGAUCUUCAAUGCUGUCGGACCCGUUGCCUCCAUCCGAGUUUGCCGUGACGCCGUCACUCGUCGCUCGCUUGGAUAUGCUUACGUCAACUACCAUCAAUUGAGCGAUGCUGAACGUGCUCUUGAUACCAUGAACUUCUCUGUCAUCAAGGACAGGCCUUGCCGCAUUAUGUGGAGUCAACGUGAUCCCACUCUUCGUCGCUCUGGAGUUGGAAAUAUCUUUGUCAAGAAUCUCCACGUCUCGAUCGACAACAAGCAACUUUAUGAUACGUUCAGCCUUUUCGGAAACAUUCUUUCCUGUAAGGUUGUCACUGACCGUGAAACUGGAGACUCCAAGGGAUACGGUUACGUCCAUUACGAAACUGCUGAAGCUGCCAAUGCUGCCAUUGACAAGCUCGAUGGUAUGUUGAUCGAUGGACAAGAAGUCCAAGUUGGACACUUUGUUCGCCGCAACGAGAGACCAGGACAACAUGACUGGACCAACUGUUACGUCAAGAAGAUCCCAUUGGAGUGGGAUGACGAGAGACUCAACAAGGAAUUUGCCCAAUACGGUGAGAUCCUCAGUGCUGCUGUUGCUCGUGGAACUCGCAAGGCUCCUAAAAAGAAGCCCGUGAAGGAGGAAGGCGACGCCAAGGAAGAAGAUGAAGACAAGAAGGAUGAAGAUACACCAGAAGAAGAAGCCAAGGAAGAACCUGAGGCCGACGCUGAGGUUAAGACCAACGAGACCCUUGGAUUCGGUUUUGUUAACUUUCUUGAGCACGACGCUGCUGUUGCCGCCGUUGAAGCGUUGAACGGCAAGAAGUUUCCCACCACCAUUGACGGAGAGGAAGUCGAACAAGAACUUUUCGUUGGACGUGCACAAAAGAAGUCCGAGCGUGAACGUGAAUUGCGAGCCAAGUAUGAAGCCGAGAAGAUGGACCGUAUCUCCAAGUUCCAAGGCGUCAACCUUUACAUCAAGAACCUUGACGACACUGUCACUGACGAUAUGCUCAGAGACGAGUUCACUGUCAUGGGUACCAUCACUUCUGCCCGUGUCAUGAAGGACAUGAAGGAUGGCCGGUCUCGUGGAUUCGGAUUUGUCUGUUUCUCCACUCCUGAAGAAGCUACCCGAGCUGUUAACGAAAUGAACGGCAAGAUCAUUGCCAACAAGCCCAUCUUUGUUGCUCUUGCCCAACGAAGAGAUGUCCGUCGCGCACAACUUGAAGCGCAACACGCUAACCGCGGUGGUGGUCCAGGCGGCCCAGGACAACCAGGAAUGAUGCGUGGUCCCAUGGGUGGUCCAAUGGGAUACCCAGGUAUGGCGCCAAUGUACAUGCAAAGACCAGGACCAGGCGGUGCCAUGCAGCCAGCUUACCCAAUGGCCAUGCCACAAAUGAUGGGCCCUGGAGGACGUGGAGGUGGUCAAAGACCAUACCCCAUGAUGGGACAACAAGGUCGUGGUUAUCCCAUGCCAUAUGGUGGUGUCAUGCCCCAACAAGGCCGUGGCCGCGGGGGAAGAGGUCGUGGACCAGGUGGUAUGCCAGGCCGAGGUCCUGGUGGACAACACAUCAAGUUCAACCAACAAGCUCGUAACGCUGGUGGUCCACCACCACCUCAGCAGCAAGCGCCUCCUCAACCCAUGAUGGCAGAGGGAGCUCUUACUGCAAGUGCUCUUGCCUCUGCUUCUCCAGAGAUGCAAAAGAACAUGAUUGGUGAACGUCUGUACCCUCUUAUCCACCAAUCUCAACCUGAUCUUGCCGGAAAGAUCACAGGUAUGCUUUUGGAGAUGGACAACUCGGAAUUGCUCCAUCUUCUUGAGAGUCCUGAAGCUCUUAACGCCAAGAUCAGUGAAGCUCUCCAAGUGCUGGAGGCUCACCAACCAGGCGAGGAAUAA